This is a messenger RNA of Lodderomyces jiufengensis, 2823 nucleotides long. RefSeq lists its product as uncharacterized. Gene Ontology annotation, molecular function: oligopeptide transmembrane transporter activity. NCBI's taxonomy places the organism in Eukaryota, Fungi, Ascomycota, Pichiomycetes, Serinales, Debaryomycetaceae. Gene Ontology annotation, biological process: transmembrane transport. The coding region runs from base 1 to 2823 and encodes 940 amino acids. The record is from RefSeq and is a predicted model, not a curated record. The transcript has 2 exons.
AUGUCAGAAAAAACACAAGGACAAAUAAAUGUUACAAGUAUUGCUUCUCAUACAAAUAUAGAGAAUCAUGAAGUUGAUUUAGCUGCUUUAAACUCAAAUCCAUUGUCUAUUGGUGAAGUUGGUACUACUUUGACUAAUGCUCAAAAAGAUAUUGUUUUACAUAGAUUACAUUUUGAUGUUUUAAAUUCAUUUGAAAAAUUACCUCCACAAGUUACUUUUAUUUUUGAAAAAAUUGAAGAAAUUAGUAUUCCAGAAAGUAUUGAAAUUUUAAAAAAGGCUAUAAAAGAACAUGAAAAUGAUGUCAAUAUUAUUGACGAUGAUUUAAAUUUAUGGAAGGCAUUAGUUGCUUACCAUGGACCAGAAAGAGAAGAUUAUGAUGAUAUUGAUGCUACAACAGUUGAACAAUCAAGUGGUAUUACCAAAAAAUUAGGUUCAGUUUUUCAUAUCAACAAAAAACAAGAAAGCACCAAGGAGAAAUCUGGUCAAUUUGUUCACACAGUAAAACCUGUUUCAAGCAACGAUAAGUCAUCCGAUGAUGAAACAAACGACAUUCAUGAACACAAAAUUGAUUACUAUAAGAUCACUGACUGGAGUUUACAAGUUAGAUUAGAAGCUGUUAUUAUUGCUUAUUGGUCACCAUAUCCUCAAGUUAGAGCUGUUACAGACCCAUUUGAUGAUCCAACUAUUCCUGUUGAAACCAUUAGAGUUUAUCUUAUUUCAUUAGUUUGGGUGGGUUUAGGUGCUGUUAUUAAUCAAUUUUUUUCUGAAAGAUUUCCAAGUAUUACUUUAGGUAUGUCAGUUGUUCAAGUUUUCUUGUAUCCAAGUGGUAAAUUUUUAGAAUGGUUAUUACCAAAAAAGAAAUUAAAGUUAUGGAAAUUUUCAAUUGAUUUAAAUCCCGGUCCAUAUAAUUAUAAAGAGCAAAUGUUAGCUACAAUCACAUGUGGUGUUUCAUCUGGUACAAGUUAUGUUAGUACAAAUAUUUUAAUGCAAAAAUUAUUUUAUGGUAAUACUUGGGUAGAUUGGGGUUAUCAAAUUUUAUUAACUUUAUCAACUCAAUAUAUGGGUUUUGCAUUAUGUGGUAUAUUGAGAAGAUUUGCAGUUUAUCCAGUUAAAGCAAUGUGGCCACAAUUUUUACCAACUUUGAAAUUAAAUAAAGCUUUAUUGACUCCAGAAAAGAAACAAACUAUUAAUGGAUGGAAAAUUUCUGGUUAUAAUUUGUUUUUCAUAACAUCAGCAAUAUCUUUCGUUUAUUUUUGGGUACCAAAUUAUUUAUUUGCAGCACUUUCUCAAUUUAAUUGGAUGACAUGGAUUGCUCCAGAAAAUAAGAAUUUAGCCAUUGCCACUGGAAGCUUUGGUGGGUUAGGUGUGAAUCCAAUUCCUUCAUUUGAUUUCAAUAUUAUUGGUACUGCUGGUUUUUACUAUCCAUUUUAUUCAACCUUAAUUAAUUAUAUUGGUAUGUUGGUUUCAUUGUUGGUGGUUGUUGCUGUUUAUUUUAGUAAUAUGUACUGGACUUCAUAUAUUCCAAUUAAUUCAAAUUAUUUAUAUACAAAUAAAGGUGAAAGAUAUAAAGUUUCUGCUGUUGUUAAUGAGCAAAGUUUGUUUGAUCAAGCAAAAUAUGAUGAAUAUGGUCCACCAUUUUAUUCAGCUGGUAAUUUGGUAAAUUAUGGUUCCUUUUUCGCUAUUUAUCCAUUCCAUUUUGUUUAUGAAGUUGGUACAAAUUUUACAACGAUGUAUGAUGGGUUUAAAUCAUUAUUUGAAGGAUUGAGAAAUUGGAAAAAAUCGAGUUAUGAGGGAUUCGAUGAUCCACAUUCAACUAUGAUGAGAGCUUAUAAAGAAAUUCCAGAAUGGUGGUAUUUAGCUAUAUUAGUUUUUUCAUUAGUUUGUGCUAUUUUAUGUGUUAAAGUAUACCCUGCUGAAACUCCUGUUUGGGGAAUCUUUUUUGCAUUAGCUAUCAAUUUUGUAUUUUUGAUUCCUUUAACUUCAAUUGCUGCAAGAACUGGAUUUUCAUUUGGAUUAAAUGUCUUGGUUGAAUUAAUUGUUGGCUAUGCUAUUCCAGGUAAUGGAUUAGCUUUAGCAUUUAUUAAAGCCUUGGGAUAUAAUAUUGAUGGUCAAGCCAAUAAUUUUAUCAAUGAUUUAAAACAAGGUCAUUAUGCUAAAAUCCCACCAAGAUCAAUGUUUAGAACUCAAAUAUUAUCUGUUUUGGUGACUGCUUUUAUUCAAUUAGGAAUUUUGAAUUAUCAAAUUACUGGUAUUAAAGAUUAUUGUGAUCCUUUAAAUAAACAAAAAUUCAUUUGUGCUGGUACAACUACUUUCUUUAAUGCAUCAGUUUUAUGGGGUGUUAUUGGUCCAAAAAGAGUAUUUGAUGGUUUAUAUCCAGUUUUAAAAUAUUGUUUCUUAAUAGGAUUUUUAGCUGGUUUAUUAUGUAUUGCUAUUAAAAAAUACGCACCAAGAAAAUGGACAAAAUAUUUUGAACCAGCUAUCUUCCUUGCUGCAUUUUUUUCAUGGGCUCCAGGAAACUUAUCUUAUUCCACUGGUGGAUUAUAUUUAGGUUAUGCUUUCAUGCAUCAUGUAAGAAGAAAAUAUGAAGCUUGGUUUGGAAGAUAUUCAUAUCUUUUAGGUAGUGGUAUUGACUCAGGUAUUUCUUUUGCUGCAAUUAUUAUGUUCUUUGCAGUUCAAUAUAAAGAAGUUGAUAUUGAUUGGUGGGGAAAUAAUGUUCCUUUUGAAGGUUGGGAUUAUGCAUUAAGAGUUAAAGGAGCAAGGUACAAUGCUACCUUACAUGCUCCAGAUGGUUAUUUCGGUCCAAGAAUUGGUCAUUAUCCGUAG